AGGCCCCAAUUGCAUCUUUCAAAAAAGCAAAAUAAAAAAUAAAGAAAUAAAAAAAUAAAGAAAAUAAAAUAAGUAUAAUACCUCAGGAAAAACUCGUUAAAAAAAUUGCCACUCUUUUGCUCACCCACACGGUCGUACUUUCCCAAUUGCGACGAAUUUUAAAAUAAGAGAAGUUACAUAUCGCAGGGAAUAUAUUUCUUCGAGGAUUUUUCCCCUUUCAACGAGAAAGCGUUUUUUUUUACAAAAUUAGCGCUAAGUGUACAUAAUCGCUUUGCAUCACAUCGCAUCAUCGUAUUUACCUGAACGCAAAGGAGGAAAAAAAACGGCAACAUGGCGAAGUCAAAGAAUCACACGAAUCAUAACCAAAAUAGGAAGGCACACAAAAAUGGAAUUAAAAAACCGAAGAAGCACAAGUUUAUGUCUCGCAAAGGGUUGGACCCCAAAUUUUUCAAAAACCAAAGAUACUGCUUAAAGGGAAUCUUAAAAAAGAAGAAGGAAUUGAAAUUGAAACAGAAGCAAGAAAAGAAGAACUGAGCGGGGGAACUUAGGAUAAUGAAAUUUCAGAUUUCUCCCCGAAAUUUUGUUGCCCCUUUAAAUUUUUGCCUUUUCAAAAUUGUAUGCAGUUGUGCGCAGUUGUGUACAUGUUUUUUUUUUUUUUUUUUUUUCUCACCUCGCCUUUUCGAACAGCUACAUGAAAUGGCUUACAUGUACACGCGUGGAUUUGCGCCCCGUGUGCAUACGUGUUUAAGCAUGUUGCUUCGGUGUGCAUGAAAAUUCAUUGGACUGCUUAAAACGCGAGUAGACUCAAAGGAACUAUGAAAUGCUAAUUCGCCAUAUCGAAAGGGGUAUUU
Messenger RNA from Plasmodium vivax (malaria parasite P. vivax), 851 nucleotides. RefSeq lists its product as hypothetical. Gene Ontology annotation, biological process: cytoplasmic translation. Bases 331 to 534 code for a protein of 67 amino acids. Gene Ontology annotation, cellular component: ribosome; cytosolic large ribosomal subunit. Lineage: Eukaryota; Apicomplexa; Aconoidasida; Haemosporida; Plasmodiidae. The record is from RefSeq and is a predicted model, not a curated record. Gene Ontology annotation, molecular function: structural constituent of ribosome. The transcript is spliced from 3 exons.